Molecule: messenger RNA, 2159 nt
Organism: Chrysochloris asiatica (Cape golden mole)
Lineage: Eukaryota; Metazoa; Chordata; Mammalia; Afrosoricida; Chrysochloridae
Gene: SNTA1
Product: syntrophin, alpha 1
Exons: 8
Coding region: 130-1647 (505 amino acids)
Cellular component (GO): sarcolemma; dystrophin-associated glycoprotein complex; intracellular anatomical structure
Molecular function (GO): protein binding; structural molecule activity
Source: RefSeq, a predicted model, not a curated record
CCCUGUCGGCUGGGGUAGGGUGGCGGCUGGCCCAACCGGGCCCCCGCUGCCCUGUACCCUGGCUUUCGGUCGCAGCGGGCCAGCACGGCAGAGCCGGGCGAGUGCGGAGUCCGAGCCCCGGAGGCGAAGAUGGCGGCAGGCAGGCGCGCCCCGCGCACCGGGUUGCUGGAGCUGCGUACCGGGGCGGGCUCGGGCGCCGGGGGCGAGCGGUGGCAGCGGGUGCUGCUCAGUCUGGCGGAGGACAUGCUGACCGUGAGCCCCGCUGACAGCGAACCCGGCCCGGAGUCUGGCGCCCUGCGGGAGUCCGAGCCCGCGCAGCUUAACGGCGCUACGGAGCCGGGCGCAGCGCCCCCGCAGCUGCCGGAGGCGCUGCUGCUUCAGCGGCGCAGUGUGACGGUGCGCAAAGCCGAUGCCGGCGGGCUGGGUAUCAGCAUCAAAGGGGGCCGGGAGAACAAGAUGCCCAUUCUCAUUUCCAAGAUCUUCAAGGGACUGGCAGCUGACCAGACAGAGGCCCUCUUUGUGGGGGAUGCCAUCCUGUCUGUGAAUGGAGAAGACUUGUCCUCUGCUUCCCAUGAUGAGGCCGUUCAGGCCCUCAAGAAAACAGGCAAGGAGGUGGUGCUAGAGGUCAGAUACAUGAAGGAAGUCUCACCGUAUUUUAAGAAUUCUGCUGGCGGGACCUCGGUUGGCUGGGACUCGCCUCCUGCCUCACCCCUUCAGCGGCAGCCUGCCUCCCCUGGCCCCCCACUCCGGGACCUCACUGAUGCCAAACACAUAUCCUUGAAGAUGGCCUAUGUCUCCAGGAGGUGCACCCCCACUGACCCAGAGCCCAGGUAUCUGGAGAUCUGCGCGGCUGAUGGGCAAGACACUCUCUUUCUGAGGGCCAAGGAUGAGGCUAGCGCAAGGUCGUGGGCAGCGGCCAUCCAAGCCCAGAGCAACACUCUGAUGCCCUGGGUCAAGGAUGAGCUGCAGGCACUGCUGGCAGCCACCAGCCCAGCUGGGAACCAGGGCAUCAAACAGAUCGGUUGGCUGACUGAACAGCUGCCCAGUGGGAGCACAGCGCCCACCCUAGCCCUGCUGACUGACAAGGAGCUGCUUCUCUACUCCUGUCUUCCCCAGACCCGUGAGGCCCUCAGCCGGCCAGCCCGUACCGCUCCACUCAUCGCCACCAGGCUGGUGCACUCAGGCCCCUCCAAGGGUUCCGUGCCCUACGAUGCAGAGCUCUCUUUUGUCCUGCGUACUGGCACACGCCACGGGGUGGAUACUCAGCUGUUCAGCGUGGAGACACCACAGGAGCUGGCUGCCUGGACCCGUCAGCUAGUGGAUGGUUGUCACCGGGCUGCUGAGGGUGUACAGGAGGUAUCUACAGCCUGCACGUGGAACAGCCGCCCCUGCAGCCUCUCUGUGCAUAUUGACAAGGGCUUUACACUGUGGGCGGCGGAGCCAGGAGCGGCCCGAGCAGUGCUGCUCCGGCAGCCCUUUGAGAAGCUGCAGAUGUCUUCGGAUGAUGGCUCCAGUCUUCUUUUCUUGGACUUCGGGGGUGCUGAGGGCGAGAUUCAGCUGGACCUUCACUCAUGUCCCAAAACCAUGGUCUUCAUCAUCCACUCCUUCCUCUCUGCCAAAGUCACCCGCCUGGGACUCUUGGCCUAGAGGUCGACAGAUGCACCAGCCUUGCAAAGCGGUGUGCCCCACAUGGCCUGACCUGGCCCUCCACCGACUGCCUGCUCACCGCUUAGCUGAAGGAAAGAAGAGAGGAACAAGAGCCGCACCCAGCCCCUGAGGGACGGUCUCAGGAACCGGGAUCCAGACCCAGGACACAGUGGCCCUUUGCCCUCUGACCUGUGACGGGGUAGCCUCCUUGCUGUCCCCCUCCCCAACAGUGCCUUUUUCAGAGAGAUAUUUUGUGUAUACCGAAGCCAUUCCGAGUCUGGGACCUACCCCUGUGGGGAUCCUGACCCCAGCCAACAGCUGCCGGGCCUCCCAGAGGCCCCCUCUGAAGCCGGGGUCCCCUGGAGUCAGCGGCAAGAGAAAGAGGAGGAGCCUUUCUGUUCUUUUUUUCCUUCAGCCCCACCACCUUGGGGCAUCUGUUUUUCUCUUGAUCUCGUCCUCCUUACUCUUGGAUAAAUAAAUAGCCUGUGAAUGCACAGAGCACUGGGCCAAGU